Molecule: messenger RNA, 1691 nt
Organism: Aspergillus eucalypticola CBS 122712
Lineage: Eukaryota; Fungi; Ascomycota; Eurotiomycetes; Eurotiales; Aspergillaceae
Product: putative serine/threonine protein kinase
Exons: 1
Coding region: 1-1305 (434 amino acids)
Biological process (GO): protein phosphorylation; intracellular monoatomic cation homeostasis; intracellular signal transduction
Molecular function (GO): protein serine/threonine kinase activity; ATP binding
Source: RefSeq, a predicted model, not a curated record
AUGUCUUCCACUGCUUCUUCCUCUUCCUUCUCGAGCAUCGACCAUAGUGUCGGCUCCAGCGAGCUGGAUGAUUGCCUUGGGAAGUUGAUCAUGCCAGGCUCCAAGCCCACUUCUAGCCAAAGCAGCGACUACCAAGCUGUGGAGGUCCCCGACGACUUCGACACGAGCCUAACCUCCGAAGCAUCCAAUAGUAUGUAUGUGCUCGAGGAGAUGAAAGCCUAUAAGAUGAAGGAAGCCUUCUACAGUAGCAAAGGCGAGGUUCUUGGCAGAGGAGCCUACGCACAGGUCCGCGUCGUCUAUAAGCGCAACGGCGAAGACAAGACAACUCGUUAUGUUGCCAAGGAGUUCUUCGAGAGGAAGUAUGCCCCAUACGAUGUUUUCGUGCGCGAUAUUCGUAAAGAAUUCAUCGUCGCUCGUCAUGCUUGUCAUCCAAAUGUCGUCAAAUCUGUUGACCUUUGCAUCAAGGAGAGGCAGUGUAGCAUUGUCAUGGAAUACUGCAGCCAGGGUGACCUCUUAGAUGUCCUUUCGAUCGGUCGGCUAAGCACCACUGGCAAAUUAUGCCUGUUCAAGCAGCUUUUACGUGGUGUAUCCCACCUUCAUAACCAUGGCAUCGCCCAUCGAGACCUGAAGCCAGAUAAUCUGCUCCUCACGGAAAAGGGUGUUCUCAAGAUAACCGACUUUGGUUUCGCCGUAGUCUUCAGGGACCCCGAGAUAAAUCCCGAUAGUGUCCGCCAGUGUUCGAAUAAAAACAUCUGCGGUACCGAACCCUAUCUGCCACAUGAGGUAUGGUACAGUAGAUACUAUGACCCUCGCCGGCUUGAUGUAUGGGCCUGUGCCUUGAUCGGACGAUACUUGUUCAACCAUAACAUGGCCUGGGAGGUCGCCGACAUUGAAAAGGAUAGGCAUUUCCAAAGGUUUGUACUUAAUUGGGCGGAAUUUCGUAAAAGCCGUUCUGUCAGCCUUAUUGAUUGGGCUGAUAUCCACAAAUGGCAGCCAGGGUUCCGGCCUGCAGACUACCCGAGCCCUUACAUAUGGUCUCUGAUCCUCCUGAUGCUGCACAUUUACCCCGAGAAAAGGCUCACCAUCGACGAAGCCUUGAAUAGUCCCUGCAUUCAAGCUAUUGAUUGCUGUUCUCCGUUCGGGCUUGAAACAGAUUCUACAGACUCUGCCUCUCCUCCUGAUACUCAUCAUCAUUGUCAGGUUCCCAGGGGCUGUCACCACCACGGCACUCAUCAGACACGGACACCGAGACAACCAAGUCAAAUGACAUCAUUAGGCGAGUAUAUUCAAGUGAGUGAUGAAUAAGUCACUAAGAGCCAAUUCAACUCGGGUCGAUGGUCCUCGAAUCAAUCCUCUAGUUGAGAAAAUAUUCUCAGCUUACUACACACAUUGAACCGCGGUGCAAUGAUAAUACUGCGGUUCAUCCUCUAAAGAAUUGGGCCCCAAAUUAUGGUCGCAAUUGACUUCAAUGACACAUACCAAGUCAACGAACCGAUAUCUAAUAUGUUCUAAGUUGAUGCUUCAAACUCGAUUAUAUACAACAAGCCGACUGUUAUCGUGCCGCUACUUUUGGAUAAGAUGUCCACUUCGCCGCUGUGUGUCAACAGAAUUACUCUAAUAUGUUGACGUUAGUGACUACGCCUCGAAGGGGCGAGACUCUUGAAAGACUAGCUCGAAUUAAGAAGAUCUAG